Xylona heveae TC161 is the source of this 651-nucleotide messenger RNA. RefSeq names its product mitochondrial import i. The coding region runs from base 1 to 651 and encodes 216 amino acids. The record is from RefSeq and is a predicted model, not a curated record. The transcript has 2 exons. Gene Ontology annotation, biological process: protein import into mitochondrial matrix. Gene Ontology annotation, molecular function: transmembrane protein transporter activity. Gene Ontology annotation, cellular component: mitochondrial inner membrane; TIM23 mitochondrial import inner membrane translocase complex. Lineage: Eukaryota; Fungi; Ascomycota; Xylonomycetes; Xylonales; Xylonaceae.
AUGUCAAUUUGGGACUCUCUGACUGGACGGAAGUCCUCGUCUUCGUCCUCGACGGCCUCCCAGCAAGAUCAAUUUCAAACGCCUCAAUUUGACCCUGCUACGGCUCAAGAUGUCUCAUCUUUUUUGACCGGACCGAGCUUACCUGACCCGUCACAACUACACCCUUUGGCUGGACUCAACCAUGACUCCCUCGACUAUCUUACUCUUGAAGACUCCGCACUCUCCGAUCUCCCCGGCGGCCAGUCCGCCUUGCCGUCCAGGGGUUGGUCGGACGACCUAUGUUACGGCACUGGAACGACUUAUCUCGCUGCACUGACGAUGGGAGGUGCUUGGGGUCUUGCGGAAGGUUUGAGGAAGAUGCCCACAACUGCGCCUCCCAAGCUUCGGCUUAAUUCGGUGCUCAACGCCGUGACUCGUCGUGGUCCCUUCCUCGGAAACUCUGCUGGUGUCAUUGCCAUGGUCUACAAUGGCGUCAACUCAACGAUAGGUUACUAUCGAGGCAAACAUGAUUCCGCAAACAGCGUUGUGGCGGGCGCUCUUAGUGGAAUGGUUUUCAAGAGUACCAAAGGAGUCAAGCCGAUGAUGAUCUCUGGAGGUCUCGUGGCCAGUGCGGCUGGCGCGUGGGCGGUUACCCGCAAGGCGUUGUUCUAA